AUGAAGCUACUGUCUAUCAUCGCCACUGCGUGCUUUGUGGGCAUGGCUGCAUCAGUUGACAUGUCCCUCUACUCUGCAAGGACUGGAGUUGAUGCAGCGUUUAAGCCCUUUUUGCAGGAGCUUUAUGCGUCUGCUGAGGAUCCCGCCGCUACCACAAGGUUCACCAAUUUCUUUACGAACGAUGGAAAACUCAUUGUUCUUACAAACACUGCCACCGGCGCCGAGCAGAUUGUCGCGUUGAAACAGGCGCUACUCCCACCAGCGGGCAACAAGCAUUGGGAUCAUUUUCCCAAUGUAACAACUGUUUCCUCAGAGACCGCUGCACAGAAGACCUACCAGGUACUUGGUGUCAUUGAGACUACUUUUGACGGUGGCAAUUGUUCUCUGGCAUACUACUCGAGUCGGUUCACUGUGACCAAGGGUACGAACGGUUCCCCGAACCUCACUCCACACAGUGGGAGUCUCGUCGCAUAUGAUGACUUCGUUGUGAGUCCGUCCAAGUCGCCCACCAACAUCCCCUGUAGGAAAUAG
Molecule: messenger RNA, 531 nt
Organism: Bipolaris oryzae ATCC 44560
Lineage: Eukaryota; Fungi; Ascomycota; Dothideomycetes; Pleosporales; Pleosporaceae
Exons: 3
Coding region: 1-531 (176 amino acids)
Source: RefSeq, a predicted model, not a curated record